AUGAAUGAAAUAUUGAAGAAUACCCAUGUUUUCGUGGAUGUGCUGUGUAUGUCGAGAUGUGAUGCAGUACGGCAGUGGGAUGAAGGUGCAUUCCAGAAAGCCUACAAAUGGGCAAACUACUUCGAAGAGGUGACUGAGACCAAGUUUUCCAGAGCCUUUCUAUGAAUGUUUUUAAAUCUUCAUUGUAUUGGCCGGGGCUCUUAUAUACUUUAUAGGGCGUAGAAAAUAUAUAAUUUAACCAACGAGGAGGGUUUGCCCCGGUAAAAAAAAACCUGUGAAGUUUUUGUUUGUUUUCUAGCUAAGCUUAUUGUUUUCCAAAGCUUUCUGGGAGGAGGUGUCAGAAAUACUCAGUUUGUGCUCUUGAUACCCCUAUAAAAUUGGCCCAUUUUCAUCCCAAUUUUAGGGAAAUUUUUUUUCAAUUCCCUUUUACCAGCAGUACCCACCUAAAAAAAAGAAGUGCCCCGGGUUGGAACUGCAACAUUUGACCUAAUUGGUUUUUUCCACCGAUCAAAAUUGACAUGCUGCAAAGGCAUCUGGAUUUCUCUCUUUGGGGAAAUGCUCAAAAAUGAAAAGUAUUUGAAAUUUCAUUGUCAUAAAGUCAAAUCUACAAGAAAUUGCAAACUUCGGCAAUUAUCCGGGAGAGUUCAGACUCUAAUCUGGAGACCGGGAGAAACGGUUCAAAAUUGGGAGUCUCCCGGAUUAUCCGGAAGAGUUGACAGCACUGGACAUCGCUAAAUGUUUCAUCCAUAUACUACCAUGGAAAAUGACAAUCUUUUGAUGCAAAGAAAUUUUGAUUAGCUGUAGCUAGAAUUCUUUUGAUGAAAUUUGAUUAAGUUCUUGGAUUUGAAAAACGUCACUAAUGAACAGAAGUCACUAGUCCAAUAGAAAAAUCCACUAGCCCCAGGCUAUUGGACACGACUUUCUUUGCAUGCUGCUUUCCGUCUUGUUCAUGGCUUGCUCUCAUGCACGCUUGGCAGCAUUUUUAUAUGAAGAAGGAGCCACAAUCGGCGACAAAAUAGUUGAGACAUUGUACUCAAAUAGGGUAACUUAAGAGAACAAAAGAAUCCACACCCCUCCCAUGCCCCCCCUCCCCUCCCAUUCAAAGUUGGGGUGUCUUUUGUAGGUAGCUGGAACAUCGGCACAACACUGCAUGGAGGGGAUGGGUGAGAAAAAGCUAUAUUUCCUCCUUUUGAAGUCAGUAAAACGUAAAAAAGUCCAGUUUAGGGCAAAGUGUCUCAACUCAUUUUGUCGCUGAUUGCGGGUAUAUGUUUUUGUUUUUAUUUCAGGUUUAUCACAGAUUAAAGUCCCGGCCAUCACUAGCAGAGAAACUUGAUAAAUACCUUGAAAAUUUCAACAAAUCUGAACAAAUUUACCUUGGAAAGUUCAAGUUAUCCCUUGAAGCUCUUGGUAGAUCAAAGACUUUACUGCGGCAAUUUCUCCUACAAAAUCCUCAUUUGUCAGAGAGUCAGUAUAAACUGACUUUAAAGCUGUAUGGAAUGACAAUUGGAGAAACACAGACUUGUGGUGAUAAUGAGGAGUUACUAAGAGAUUUUUGCCAUUUGAGUCAAACAAGGGCUGCUUUGUAUCUUUUGUGUAAAAUGAGAGACAGACUUACAGAAGACAUAAGAAUAAGCCAAGAGAAAACUAUUAAAACUAGCUUGGAAUCAAGUGUGGGGGAAUUUCCUAGAGCCAUCAGUUCUGCAGAAGUAGCUGUAGACGUCACUGCACAGUGUUUGUUCAAGUAUGUACAACAUCAGCUUAAGGUUGGAGGUAAGAUUUCCAGUGGAGGGAUGGGUGGGUGUGUGUGUCUUUUGUACACAGGCAGAUCCUUUCUUAUAGUCUCUGAUCUAAGGCAUGCCUCUUGCCGUGCCGGAUCCAGACCUUGAGAUAAGGGGGGGGGGUGGCCAGUCAUCCAGACCCUUAAAUAAGGGGGGGGGGGUCUCAGUGAUAAGGUAGUUUCAAGGCUCUCUACAAGAUGGACAUUUCUCUAAGACAGACAGUAGGCUGUAUUUCAGUCAAACCUCCACUAACAGCCACCUCUCCACAAUGGCCACUUUUUUCUGUCCCCAAGGUGUUGUUUUGCUUUUGUGGCUUGUAAGGUCUGAUACAAAUACUCAAGGUGGCACAUCAGAACUGGCCGGUUGGACCAUGGCGGACCAGACACUUUUGUAAUGAAAUAGGCUUUUUCCAAGAGAUUUUGCUGAAAAACCUUCUCCUUUGUGCAUAAUAUUUAGUAUUUGACCGGUCUGGAUGGUUAGUUUCAAUGAUUAAAAGUGAAAUUCUCAUUACGAUGGGAAUGGGCUGGCUGGUCAGUUCUGACAAAUGAAAAGCGCCCUAAGGCAAACAACUCUUUUGAUCCAUCAUCAUCAUUAUUGUACUUUGUAGAUCCUCAAAGGAGGAGAAAGCUGUUAUUUGAAAAACUGCAUGUUCUAGCUGAACAGGACAAUGGUCUUAGGAGCAUUAUCACAUCACUUCUCUUGACCCCAGAUGAUUGCCAGUCUGGGCAACAAGCUAAAGAUGUUAUGCAAUUUCUUUUGGACUGGCUUCUAGGUAUGAAUAUAUUAGAAAUAAAGAAAAAUCAUAUCAUCUCAAGGACAUUUUAAUGCAUAGUCUGAAUUUUGGUUAGUUUGGUUUUUAUCCUUGUGAAACAUAUACACAGAAGCUCGAUAAAGUGAACCUCUAAAUAACCAAGUCCUUUGACAAAUGAUUUUCUUAACCCAGUAAUAGUAAAAUAUAUGAACAAGAACCUUGAUAUAGCGAAACCCCGCUAUAGUGAACAAAUUUUUCCAGUCUCUUGACCAUUUGUUAUAUCAAGGUUCCACUGUAUAUUAUGUUGUGAUUUCAUUUUAUCCAUGUUUUGAAUUUUAUUUUCUUUUGUUAUUGGGUAUGGUAUUGUAUGUUUAUGGCUUUGAAACUAAGGGAAAUAAAAUUUAAACCAAGGAUAAAAUUGAACCACAACAUAAUAUACAAAACCUCUUGAUGGGCUUAUUUUCUAAUAGUUGUUUAAUUAUUUUGUCCUGUCUUGUUGUUGUUACUGUUGUCAAUUGUCUUUUUUUUUUUCAAAUGUAACCUCAAAGUUAGUCAUGUUGUAACUUAAUCAUCUGAAAACUGAAAGUUUACUGAUCACUAAAAUUUCAAUUUUAUUUUCAUUUUUUAUCGUCAGAAUUUCUAUCAAAAGCUUCAACUCCUCACCCUAGCAUGAUGUCCAUUCCUCCACAUCUUCUCAGAAGAGUGGCAUUCAUGUAUGAUGCCUUCUUUAAGAUUUACCUGUCCCAUCUGCAGAGUUGGGCAGAAAAUAUGAUCCCUAAAGUCUGCUGCAGCAAGGACGAUUGUCACACUUCAAGAGGAAUUUCAUGGAGGUAAAGAAGAUUUUUCUUCUGUUCAUAAUUCUUAUUAUCUAAUAAAAUAGCUGUCAGCAAAUUGGUGUCUAGUAUUUCUCAUGCUUUUGUGCCUGAGAAAUGCCGGCACUUACGCUGAUUUUUUGUGAUGGUUUUGACAAGCUUAACACCUCAGUUGUUUCAAAAUAAUAGAUUAGUCAAUAAAUAUUAAUAGUAAAAGUAAAGGCGCACCUGAGCCAUGAGGCUCAAACGGCAACCUCGUUCCCAGGGUACUGUCACAUGCCACUGGCGACAGCGCGUCACCUACCUUCCCCUCUUAGCUUUUCUCUUCAAAUUUCUACUCUUUUCUUAGUCUGAGACUUUAGAAGUCUAAGUCCCUUCAAUUUUGUUAAGAAAGAAGAAGAUCGAAAGUGUCAUAAGAAGGUAUCGAACCCGGGAUCCUUAGCUCCAAAGUCCUAACCCUAACCCCACUACACCAUGGAGGAUUUGACUAUUUCGGUGCUUAACCCUAAUCACUAUUUUCAGUGCUUAAUCCGAGUAUUUUGAUUAGUUUCCAGUUCAUUUUCGGCUUGGGUGACGCGCUGUCGCUAGUAGCUUUCGGUACUGCCCUACUGGUUUACGUUCGUUUCGCCUACGAGUCGUUUCUCCAACUCCUGCUGGCUAACUUCUAAAGUUGUUUCGCGUACGUGAUAGGUCAGUUCCCUAACUGCUCUUUCCUGGUCAGUGGCUAAUAGAAUGAGGUAUAUGCAUGCGUAUCGCACAUUUUUAUCAUGGCUGAGAGAACGAAGCAUAUACAUGCGCAGUGCUUGUUUCGCUUCUUAGCGGCGCGACAUAAGACGUUUGCGAAAUGACUCAUAAGCGAAACGACCGGUCACCGUCCUACCCUUUCCCCGGGGAAUCGUUGGAGAACCGUGGGAACGAGGUUGUCCAAACGGCCGGACCGUAACCCGGAUUGUUACAACCCCCUUGACAGAGUGCUAUAGUCCAUGGCAGGAUUACCCCCAACGGUAUACAUGUCCCGGUACCCAUAUAUACACCUCGGAAAGGGAAGCGAGUUUCUUUUCCAAGGAAACAACGCGUCGAAAAGGUUCAAACCAAUUGCUCCUGGUUUGAGAAAAGUUCGAAAAACAGCAUCAAGGUGAAGCUUACGAUCUCCAUGUAUCUGACAACGAUUAAAUUUCCUAGGGGAAGAAGAACGGCCACAGCAGUGGAAAAUUUUCCGCUGCUAUUUUCAGCAUGUACGUCAAGACGUGGUGCACUUUUGUUGAUAGCCCACUGGCUUUUAUAAAGGUCAUUUCUUUGAAACAGCUUUACGCAAAUUCAAAGUACAUUAGUUUAGGCAGUUUUCUCUUUCACUUCCAGCCCCCAAGGGGUAAGACGGACGCAUUUAACGUCUGGCGACAUCUUCUGUUACGUGUGUCUUUUAGAUGCACUAAACUAAACGUCUCAGACUUAAAAUACGUUUGGUACAAAAAAGGAAUGCCUUAAAGUGGGACGCAUUUAUGCCCAACUUGUCUAGAAACGACAGGAAAGAGUCAGUGUUUUGUCUCUUUUGAAAACUCCAAUAUUAGUCUCGUCUACUUUUAUGCGUCCUGUUUUUACAUCAGACGGCUUUAACGUCUCACGGACGUUAAAUAUGUCUAGGCAACUUUAACGUCUCUUGUAUAAAAAGGGCCAACAUCUAAACUUACUUUCUUUCUGCUUUAUUGAUUGCAACAGAUUUAAGCUCCACGAAACAUCGCAAGACCUUCAGGGAGAGGAUGAUGGUCAUUUGACCUUCGCAAAUUUGGUGAAUCAUUUGCGCCACUUAGCUACUGGCGGUGACUUUGUAGCCGAUGCAACUAAGAAACAGUUACAAUCUUGCCUGAUUCUAGAGGAGUCGAAAGUCUCGAGCAUCGACAACACAAAGACAUUUCAUUCACUAAAUUUAAAUAUAUGGGAGGACAUUUGUAGUUUGGUGUACAUAUAG
Porites lobata is the source of this 5307-nucleotide messenger RNA. Lineage: Eukaryota; Metazoa; Cnidaria; Anthozoa; Scleractinia; Poritidae. The record is from the annotation of a GenBank genome assembly.